AUGACAUUCACGAAACGAAUCUGCGAAGCUAUGUCAUCUUGCAAUACUAUUGGUAUUGAUCUUGGCACCACCUAUUCUUGCGUCGGAGUCUAUCAGAAUGGAAAGGUUGAAAUUCUUGCCAAUUCUGAGGGAAACAAGACGACGCCUUCAUAUGUCGCGUUUACCGAAUCGGAGCGGCUUGUCGGCGACGCGGCGAAAGAUCAGGCGGCGAGGAAUCCGGAGAACACGGUGUUCGACGCAAAGCGACUCAUCGGUCGACGAUUCGACGACGCGACUGUUCAGGCCGACAUCAAGCAUUUUCCGUUUGCCGUCAAAUCGAAGAAUGGCAAACCGGUGAUUGAAGUCGACGUCAAAUCGGAACGGCGACAAUUCAAUCCGGAGGAGAUCUCGGCGAUGGUGCUGCAAAAGAUGAAGGAGACCGCUGAGACAUAUUUGGGGAGAAGCGUCAAAGACGCGGUGAUCACGGUGCCCGCCUACUUCAAUGAUAGCCAACGGCAGGCGACGAAGGAUGCGGCAACGAUUGCGGGUCUCAACGCGAUCAGGAUUAUUAAUGAGCCGACGGCCGCCGCGCUCGCCUACGGUCUCGACAAGAACAUCAAGGAUGAGCGGAAUGUGUUGAUAUUUGAUCUUGGCGGUGGAACGUUCGAUGUUUCGAUUCUCACCAUCGCCGAGGGAUCGAUUUUUGAAGUCAAAUCGACGGCGGGAGACACCCAUCUUGGAGGAGAGGACUUUGAUCAGCGAAUGCUUCAGCAUAUGGUGGCGGAGUUCAAGAGAAAGACUGGAAAGGACAUUUCUAAGAACCCACGAGCACUGCGCCGUUUGCGAACCGCCUGCGAGCGUGCUAAACGAACGUUGUCGAGCUCUUCUGAAGCCACAAUUGAGAUCGACUCGCUUCAUGAUGGACAGGAUUUCUAUUCGAAGAUCACUCGCGCGAGAUUCGAGGAACUUUGCGGCGAUCUGUUCCGAAAGACGUUGGAGCCGGUGGAGAAGGCGCUUCGCGACGCGAGACUCGACAAAUCGCGAAUCGAUGAGAAGCUUCUCAAGGACUUUUUCAAUGGAAAGGAAUUGAACUGCUCGAUCAAUCCGGAUGAAGCUGUGGCUUAUGGAGCUGCUGUUCAAGCUGCCGUGCUCUCCGGUGUCAACGACAGCUCGAUCAAAGACGUUCUUCUGGUUGACGUUGCCCCGUUGAGUUUGGGAAUUGAGACGGCUGGCGGCGUGAUGACGAACAUCAUUGAGCGCAACACCACGAUUCCGACAAAAGCCACGAAGACAUUCUCGACGUAUGCUGACAAUCAGCCGGGUGUUUCGAUUCAGGUGUUCGAGGGAGAGCGAGCGAUGACCAAGGACAACCAUCGCUUGGGAACGUUCGAGCUGUCGGGCAUUCCGCCGGCGCCGCGCGGCGUUCCGCAAAUCGAUGUGACGUUCGACAUCGACGCCAACGGAAUUUUGAAUGUCUCGGCGGUUGACAAAUCAACCGGAAAAUCGAACAAGAUCACGAUUAAGAAUGAGAAGGGACGACUGUCACAAGCCGAAAUUGAUCGGAUGGUGAAUGAGGCGAAGCAAUUCGAGCAGGAGGAUCGCGCUCAGCGAGAACGAGUUGCUGCUCGAAAUCAGCUGGAGGCGUACGCGUUUCAGUGCAAGCAGGCGCUGGAUGAGCAUGGCAGCCGCUUGAGUCCGGAGGAUGCGAAGCGCGCGCGAGAAGCUUGCGAUGAGACGAUUCGCUGGAUGGAGUUGAACACGUUGGCUGAGAAGGAGGAGAUUGAGGCGAAGGAGCAAGAGCUCAAGCAGAUCAGCCAAUCAAUAAUGGCGAAGCUUCAUCAGCAAAGCGGCGCGUCGGCGGGAUGCGGAAACGCGCAAUCGUCGGGAUUCUCGGGAGCCAAUUAUCCUGGUGGAAAUGGGCCGACGGUCGAAGAAGUCGAUUAA
Caenorhabditis bovis is the source of this 1923-nucleotide messenger RNA. NCBI's taxonomy places the organism in Eukaryota, Metazoa, Nematoda, Chromadorea, Rhabditida, Rhabditidae. The record is from the annotation of a GenBank genome assembly.